Delphinapterus leucas (beluga whale) is the source of this 2765-nucleotide messenger RNA. NCBI's taxonomy places the organism in Eukaryota, Metazoa, Chordata, Mammalia, Artiodactyla, Monodontidae. The record is from RefSeq and is a predicted model, not a curated record.
AAUAAAUAUACAGGGAACUCUGGCAAAUUUAAGUUUAAAAAACAAACAACCCCCCCCCCAAAAAAAACCAAAACAAAACAACUAGGAGCCGGGGCGCAGCUCACGUUUUGAACCCGGCCAGGGCAUCCACACCGUGGUGUUGGGUGCUCUAUGUCCGAAGGCGAGGCGAUGUAGCUAAUUGGAUUCCGGUAGAAACACUGUUUCCAUCAAUAGUGGUUUGCUCCGUUGUUGUUGAUCUUUGUUAAUUUGUAUGCAUUCCGCCGAAGAGGGCGAUCUUUGUUACUUUGUAUACAUUCUGCCAAAGAGGGCGAUCUUUGUUACUUUGUAUACAUUCUGCCAAAGAGGGCGAUCUUUGUUACUUUGUAUACAUUCUGGCGAAGAGGGCGAUCUUUGUUACUUUGUAUACAUUCUGAGGGCGUUGGGUGAGUCCGCUUUCAAGUCAAGGUGGGCAGAGUCUGGGGAAAAUAGUGCAGGACCAUUAAUCCCAGUGAUUUGUACAUUUAAUUUCCAGGAAGUUUUGCAAAGUGUAUAAGGAAGGAUGGCAGUGCCUCCUCAUAUACCCCAUACAUCUGCUUGGAGGAUCCAUGUGAACCAGGGACGCAUGCUACCCUUUGAGGGUUUGCUAUAUAAAAGGCAAGACUUGGAGGGUCAUGUGCAGUAAUACCACCUAAUCUGACAUCUCUGAGAAUGAGGGGUCCCAUGUAGGAACUGUCUAUGAAACUGAAGUUUAAACCUGGAAAUGCUAAAACCUAAAUGCUAAAAGCUAAUGCUGAAAUGUUUUGCAUAUGCCCUUGCCCUCUGUGUGAGGUUGAAUACCGGUCCUCCAAAGAUUUCCCCAUCCUAAUUCCCAGAACCUGUGACUGUUACCUCAUGUGGCAAAAGAGAUUUUGCAGAUGGGAUUAAGCAUCUUGAUGUCGGGGAGCUAUCCUAGGUUAUCUGGUGGGCCCAAUAUAAUCACACCCGUCCUUAGAGAGAGAGGCAGGAGGAGUAGAUAGGCCACGUGAUGAUGGAAGCAGAGUUAGAAGAUGCCGCACCGCUGGCUUUGAGGAUGGAGGAAAGGGCCGUGAGCCAAAGAUUGCAGGCGCUUCAGAAGUUGGAAAGGGCAAGGGAGUGGAUUCUCCUCUGGAACCUCCAGAAGGAACCAGCCCUGCCGACACCUUGAACUUAGCCCCCUAAGACUCAUUUUGGACUUCUGACCACCGGCAUUGUAAGAGAAAAAAGUAUGUGCUGUUUUAAGCCACUUAGUUUGUGGCGCCUUGUUACAGCAGCUCUGGGGAACUAAUACGCCUUUCUAGGUGGAGGAUGUUGAACACAAUUCGAAUGAUUGUCGGUGGUUCUCCACCUUCUUUCAGUCUAUGGGGUGUCAUUUAACCUUCCCUUAUUAACCCUGGUCAUUGUGAAUUUGUUUUGGUUCUGUGACCCAAUGCGGUGAUUUCCCUAGGAGCUGUCGGGGGGAUUUAGGGCUUUAACCCCUAAAUCGAACCAUCGUGCUCUGGUUUUUGAGUUCUGUUCCCUUUUCCCUCGAGCCUGGCUGUGGCCUUUCUCCUGCUCUGCGGGCGGUUGCCUUUGGCAGUCACCCUGCUUUGCUUUUCUUGCCUUUGCUAACCUGUGGGUUAGUAAACCAGUGCUGAGUAUAAUCUUAAACUAUGACCUCAGGACUCGCGGCACCUGUUUGAUGCUCAGAGACCUUUUUUCCUCCUGUCACAUUGGCAGGAUUUUGGUUAGGUGUCAAGCUAGGGAUGCGGUCCAUCCCCAUCGCCACCGCCUGUGCCAUAUACCAUAAGUUCUUCUGCGAGAUCGACCUGGACGCCUAUGACCCCUACUUGGUGGCCAUGUCUUCCCUUUACUUGGCCGGCAAAGUGGAGGAACAGCGCCUGCGCACUCGUGACAUCAUCAACGUUUCCAACAGGUACUUCCACCCGGACAGCGAGCCCUUGGAACUGGACUCACGCUUUUGGGAGCUCCGGGACAGCAUCGUGCAGUGUGAGCUGCUCGUACUGCGGGUUCUGCGUUUCCAGGUCUCCUUCCAGCACCCUCACAAGUACCUGCUCCACUACCUGUUGUCCGUCAAGAACUGGCUGAACCGUUACAGCUGGCAGCGGAGCCCCGUCUCCAUCACCGCCUGGGCCCUGCUGCGCGACAGCUACCACGGGGGGCUGUGCCUCCGGUUCCAGGCUCAGCACAUAGCCGUGGCGGUGCUCCACCUGGCCCUGCAGGCCUAUGGGGUCGAGGUGCCCGCUGAGGCCGAGGCCGAGAAGCCAUGGUGGCAGGUGUUUAGUGAAGACCUUACCAAGCCAAUCAUUGAUAACAUUGUGUCUGAUCUCAUUCAGAUUUAUACCAUGGACACAGAGAUCCCCUAAGGCCCUGGUCCAGGCCUGCCCAAAGAGAAGUCCGUGACGCUCGGCAGCCUGGGGAUGGCACCGCCACAGGGCCGUGAACGCCGGCCCCCAGAGGACCAGCUGGAAGGGCUGGCGAAGGCGAUGACUGUCCCCGGCAGCCGUGGUCUGGACAGUGACAGGAGCCACGCCUUCAGCGGGCGGGCUUGGAGUUCACCGCGAGGGGCUGCCGAGGCCAGGCGCCGCGUCUGCUUUUGUCCUUUGAGAGGACCUGACUGCUGUGGAGGGUGACGUCAUCGGAAGGAAAAUCAAAGAAAGGAUGGGACUGAGCCCCUGGGGAUUUUUUAAAAGCCUGAUUUAUAGAAUGAAUGAAUGUGCAACAUAGAUGGAACUUUAUUUUGUGUAAUAAAAGAUACAAAUGAACUGGGA